Messenger RNA from Diabrotica balteata, 561 nucleotides. The record is from the annotation of a GenBank genome assembly. NCBI's taxonomy places the organism in Eukaryota, Metazoa, Arthropoda, Insecta, Coleoptera, Chrysomelidae.
AUGGGAGGAUAUAAACCACAAAAGAGUCUAUCAGAUGCAGAUAAGGUAAAAAGUGAUAGUGAAUGGGUAUCAGUCCACCACAAGAAACGUCAACGCAACGAUGAUGGUCCUGAAUUGAAAAGCACUAAACAAGCUACACUCAAAGAUUAUUGGCUAAGAAAAACUGUUCUUACAUCUAACAAAUACGAGGCACUUAAAAAUGAUAAACCUAGUAAAGAGGUUGAAAUGCUGGAAGACCAAAAAGAUGAACAGCCACCACUUAUAUUUAUAGAACAUGUCGACUAUAUAAAACCAUUACAGGAGUUACUACAGCAGAUAACUGCAGAAAAUGAACAGUCGUCUUCUAAUAAUGUAAGUAUUAAGUGUGAUAGUGUAGAACUGACUGAUGUUGAAUCAGCUUCAUAUCCAGGCCCCUCUGGAAGUAAAGAAAGCAAUUUGCACGUUUUAAAACCAGCACUAUCUUCACCAGUAAAUCUUAAAGAAAAUACUCAUCUGCUGAAUGUAUUAGCUUCUGAAGUAACUUCUAGUGAUAAUUUGAGUUCUGGAUCUAGCAAUUUGUGA